Molecule: messenger RNA, 1919 nt
Organism: Quercus lobata
Lineage: Eukaryota; Viridiplantae; Streptophyta; Magnoliopsida; Fagales; Fagaceae
Product: jacalin-related lectin 3-like
Exons: 7
Coding region: 87-1766 (559 amino acids)
Molecular function (GO): carbohydrate binding
Source: RefSeq, a predicted model, not a curated record
CCUCGAACUCCUUCGGUUAGACUUGCAAUACAACUUCCCUCGUCCCAUACAUCCAUUGUAGUGUUUCUUCUCAUUAUUGGGAAACAAUGAAUUAUGAAGGGUAUAACUCAUAUGAGAAAGGAUACGCAAACAUGAGACUGGUGGUAGGAGAGAAUGAUGAGGACUACGCAUUUGCUCCUAAUAACCGAGUUUUCAAUGAAUUUGAAACUAAGAAUAAGGAGUUUGGCACUACCGAAGCUUUCAAGGGUUAUUCAAAUAUGAGGCAGACUGAUGAAAGCAUGUUCCAACAAAACAAAUAUUCAGGCGAAUAUACUGAAGUUGCUAAGAGUAAUUCAAACAUGAGGCAGACUAACAUGAGGCAGAUUGAGGAUAAUAUGUUUCAACAAAACAGAUUUUUAGGCGAAUAUGGUGAAGUUGUCAAUGGUAAUUCAAACAUGAGGCAAACUAACAUGAGGCAUACUGAGGAUUAUAUGUUCCAACCAAAAAGAUUUUUAGGUGAAUACGCCGAAGUUGCCAAGGGCUAUUCAAAUAUGAGGCAAAUUGAGGAUAAUAUGCUCCCACCAAAUAGAUUUGUCGGGGAAUAUGUAACCAAUAACAAGGUUUAUACUGGUACUGCCCAAAUUGCCAAAGGAUCCAAGGUUGUGUCAUGUGGACCUUGGGGUGGCCCUGGAGGAAUGCAAUUUGAUGAUGGAUCAUGCUAUACAGGCGUGCGAGAGAUUCAAUUAACACGCUCUGGUGGUCUUUUUUCCAUUAAAGUUUGCUAUGAUCGCAAUGGCCAAGCUAUAUGGGGAAACAAGAAUGGUGGCAAUGGAGGACUGACAUUGGAAAAGAUAAGAUUUGAAUAUCCAAAUGAGUUCUUGACUCACAUAAGUGGAUAUUAUGGAUCAUUAAUCUUUAGGGGACCUACAAUAAUCAAAUCCAUCACAUUUCACACUAACAUGAAGAAGUAUGGACCUUUUGGAGAUGAACAAGGGAUCCCUUUCUCCUCUGGCUCAAAAGAUGGGAUUAUUGUAGGAUUCCAUGGGAGACAAGGAUGGUUUAUUCACAGCAUUGGAGUCUAUGUUAUGGAAGGAAAACCGGCACUACCUCGUCCUCCUAUUGACGCAUUCAACAUGGGUGGCAUGAGAAUUCCCGAGGUUGUUUCUGGGCCAAUGCAAGGACCAGGUCCAUGUGGACAAGGGGUUCUCAUGGUUGGAAUGGUGAAAAAACCAGCUCCAUAUGGACCAGUGGGUCUCCCAGCUGGAAUGGUGAAAGAACCAGCUCCAUGUGGACUAGGGCCAUGGGGUGGGGAUGGUGGUCAGCCAUGGGAUGACAAGGUGUUCACUGGGAUCAAGAAGAUAUUCCUUACCAAGGGUGAAGCCAUUUAUUCUAUACAGAUAGAGUAUGAUUGCAAUGGCCAAUCCAUUUGGUCAGUUAAACAUGGAUGUGGCAAUGAGGGCACCCCCUAUCAGAUCCAGUUUGAGUACCCGCACGAAUUCCUUACGAGCGUAAGUGGCUAUUACGGCUCGGUUGCUGAAGAUGAAUGUAGGAAAGUUAUCAAGUCUCUCACAUUCUAUACAAAUAGGAGGAGGUAUGGACCAUACGGGGAGGAGAGUGGCACAUAUUUCACUUCCACAAAGAAUGAAGGAAAGAUAAUCGGUUUCCAUGGAAGAGCUGCCUCUUACCUAUAUGCCAUUGGAGUCCAUAUACAACCCUUGUUGAAUGAUCGAGUUAGCAGGGAGCCCAAAGGGUGCCCACCACAGUACCAAUUCAAUUUUUACCAGUAAUGUGUGUGUAUGGACUAUGGAGUACGCACUAGAAGCCAAGUGAUUGGCCCAAAAUAAUAUUCUGAAAGUGUAAAAAUGAAAAGACUUACUAUGUAACUGACUCAAGUAUUGGAACGUGUAAUGAAUAAAUUUACUACUCCGGAUUUUAUAUGC